Molecule: messenger RNA, 3012 nt
Organism: Entelurus aequoreus (snake pipefish)
Lineage: Eukaryota; Metazoa; Chordata; Actinopteri; Syngnathiformes; Syngnathidae
Gene: fam114a2
Product: family with sequence similarity 114 member A2
Exons: 14
Coding region: 289-1716 (475 amino acids)
Source: RefSeq, a predicted model, not a curated record
UUAUUGCGAAGGGUCUGAACCGGAUAAGCGGUGAUCAAUAUCCACAAACUGUAGCGAGUCUAAACGAAAUGCGACGUGGCUAAGCCAUUUUUGGAAGACAGAGGACAGAAAAACCAAUCUGAAGAACAAUUUAUUUAGUGUAAGAUAAAAGGAAGAGAUGUAUCUUCCAAAUUUGACCAUAUUGUAGACACGUAUGAACGGCGAAGGUAAACUUAGCGUCAACUGCUAGCAUUAACACUUUUGACAGUUGGGACAUUAGAAGAGGGUAAUGCACUAAGUCGAUCGACCAUGUCGGACAGCGCAACUAACGCAGCCGAGGUACCAGAUACCGACACACCUGAUGGCACCCCGCCAACCACACCCCUUGUAGCGACGGACGUGGCCCCCACGAGGAAAGCCAGGAGGAGGGCAGAAGCGGAGGAGACGGUGAAAGUAGAAGAGCAGCCUCCAAAGGUGCCCAGUGAGUCUACCGUCUCCCAAGGAGGGUGGGGUUACUGGGGAAACUGGGGGAAAUCCAUCCUGUCCACUGCAACAGCCACUGUGGCCACCGUGGGUCAGGGGUUGACCCAGGUCAUUGAGAAGGCCGAGACGUCGCUCGGCAUUCCGAGUCCGACCGAGAUGUCUGCUCACGCUGAGGAGGAGGAGAGAGAAGAAGGAGGGGAAACGCAGACUGAGACGGAGCGAGUGGCGGGAGAUGGCGCAUCGGCGGUAGAGAGCGCCAUGGGGAUGUUGACGUCGCUCAGCAGCGUCGUUCAGAGCACAGGCAAGACGGUCCUCAGCGGCGGUCUGGACGCUCUGGAGUUCAUCGGGAAAAAGACGAUGGACGUAAUCGCAGAGGGCGAUCCCGGCUUCAAGAAAACCAAAAGGCUCAUGAUCAGGAACUCUACUCUCUCGCAGGUGCUGAGGGAGGCGAAGGAGCGAGAGCUUCAGACGUCCAAAGAGGAGUCUUCAAACGUCGAGAAGAAAGCGGUGGCUCAUUACGGGAUGCUGUUUGACGAAUAUCAGGGUCUGUCGCACCUCGAGGCUCUGGAGAUGCUAUCUAGGGAGAGCGAGACAAAGGUGAAGUCGGUGCUGACGACACUGUCUGGAGACGAGUUGAGUCAGCUCAGAGAGGAACUGGAGCUCAUCAAGGAUUCCUUCUCUCUGAUGGAGUUUGAUGAGGAGGAAGGGGACGAGAAGAAAGACCAAGAUGGCUCAGAGUUUGAGACGGAGCUCACAGAAGCCUUGGAGGGUCUCAGUGUUUCUGCUACAGCCGGUAAACUCAGCAAGGCCUGUAAGGACGCUUGCGGUGUGAUCGUCGACCUAAACAAACCAGCGGAGGGCGACAGCAAGGAAGAUGCGAGGGCGACGCUCACUGUGGAGGAGGUGAACGCCGCGGCCAUCAGGAGCCUGGCCGAGCUGACGGCGCGAUCCAUCGAGCUUUUCCACAAGUUGGCCGAGAGAAUCCUCCUCUGCAACGACUCCGUAAAGGCGGACGCCUUGUCGCUGUUGACGGUCGUCCUGUGUAAAGAAGUAUCGCUGCUUUCCAAGAAGUUCACCGCCUGUUUGACAGCAGCCGGGUCAAACGAGAAGGGAGAGGUCCUCAACCCGCUUCUUACUGGGGUCUUCUUGGAGGCGUCCAACAGCGCCUCCUACAUCCAGGACGCCUUCCAGCUCCUGAUGCCCAUACUGGAGCUCUCUCACAUCCAGAGGAGAGCCGACACGUCAGAGCAGUGAGAAGCCACUUCCUCUCCAUGGUGCUCUUCCAUCAAACAGUAUUAACUAUUUUUAUAAGUAUUUAACUGCAGAAUAAUUCAUACCACUACUGCUGCUGCUUAUUUGUGAACAAUUAUUCAGUAGAAAGGCACAAUAAGCCUUGUGAGCAUCUAUAACAGGGAUGUCCAAACUUUUUCCACUGAGGCCUGCACACUAAAAAAAUUAUCAAAGCCAUUUGGAUACUUUUCAUUUUCAAAACCAAUACAGAAUAGAUUUUUUUUAAAACCUCUAGGACUCCCCUUAAGUUUGGUUGUGGGGACCUGGAAGGUUCUCAGUCUUAAAAAUGUAAAGAAUAAGUCAUAUAUUAGUGAAUUAUAUUUAUAUAGCACUUUUUCUCGAGUGACGCUAAGCACUUUACUUUGAGAAACCCAUUAUCUACAUGUAAGCUAUAUUUAUUGAUGUAUUUAAGGCUCCAAUUACUUCACAUCAAAUAUUACACUUAGAAAUUUUUUGGGGCAGAUGAAAUAUUGCAUAUUUUGGCCAUGUGUGGCGCUGGGAGAAAGGUGGGUGAAGCGUCUUGCCCAAGGACACAACGGCAGUGACUAGGAUGGUGGAAGCUGGAUUCGAACAAGAAACCCUCAAGUUUCUGGCAGGCCGCUCUACCAUCAGAGCGACACUUCCCAAUAUAUAUAUUGUUUUAUUCAACGCAAAAAUCUCUAGAUCAACUUUAGGUCGAUCUGUCUAUGAAAGUUAAAUUAUUUUUUAUGUUUUAUAUACUUUUUGUCAAAAGCCUGAUUUCAACGGAAAAAACACAAAACAUGCACUAUUUUCCCCUCCAAAAAAUUCAGAGUAGAAAAUAAUUGAAGCUUUAAAUAGGCCGAUAAUUCGUAACUGAUUAAUUUAAAUUCAAGAUUAGUUUUUGAGCAAUAACAGUUAUAAAAUUACUGGGGACCCAAAAGGGCCGCCGCGGUCACAAAAGUAAAAAAUAAGUCACUUUUUUUUCCUUAUUUUUUUACAUUGAAGGCUUCAGUCACUAGAUCAACUUCGGAUCUAUCCGUUGAUUGUUUGUUUUUUUGUUUUUGGCCCUUUUUGUAAAAAAAACAACAAUAAGUAAGUUUUUUAUAUGGCAAACACAAAAUGCAAUUUCCCCAAAAAAUAUUUCUAAGUGUAUUUUUUAUGUGAGGUAAUUGAUAAUAAUUCAUAACAUUCAUUGUUGUUGUUAUUAUUUGUAUUAUUAUAAUUAACAAUGACAGCUUUAAAGGAAAAGAAAACAGUCUUUAUGGCAGCUUUGUGUUACUGGAGUCAACAUUCAACUUU